GUUAUCACUCGCGCCUUCUUCCCACGACAAAGCCCCUACUCUCUCUCAGAAGCAAAGUGAGUAAUGGCGAAGAAGAGAAAGCACAGCGAGACAGAGGCUGCGCCGCAGAAGAAGGAGGUGGUCGCUCCUGAGAGACCCAAACGAACCCUUCUGGGUUGGAAGGACAAGAAGAACGAUGAUCAAGCCACACCCACUGAGUCCUCACCUGUCUUCAGGAACAAAGAGAAGGUCUUGGUUACUUGUUCCCGCCGGAUUAAUUACAGGUAUCGACAUUUGAUGUUGAAUGUGGUGGACCUGUUGCCUCAUUGUAAGAAGGACAACAAGGUCGAGUCUAAGUCCAGCAAAGGUGCUACCCUUAAUGAGCUGGUUGAGCUCAAGAGUUGCUCUUCCUGUCUGUUUUUCGAGUGUAGGAAAGGAAAGGAUCUUUAUAUGUGGAUGGCGAAAUCUCCCAGUGGACCUUCUGUGAAAUUCCUAGUGAAUGCUGUGCACACAAUGGAGGAGUUGAAGCUUACUGGAAAUCAUCUAAAAGGGUCGCGUCCUUUAUUAACUUUUUCAUCCAAUUUUGAUAAGGAUCCUCACUGGAAACUUUUGAAAGAGAUGAUUACGCAGAUAUUUGGCACCCCGAAGGAGCACAGGAAAUCUAAGCCCUAUCAUGAUCAUGUCUUUGUUUUCUCUAUCGUUGAUGACCACAUAUGGUUCCGAAACUAUCAGAUAUCGGUUCCUCAUAAUGAAUCAGAUAAAAUAGCUCGAGGGGGGCUGGAUAAAAUGACUUUGAUCGAGGUUGGUCCUCGAUUUUGUUUGAAUCCAAUCAAGAUAUUUGCUGGCAGCUUUGGAGGCCCAACACUAUAUGAGAAUCCAUUUUACAUUUCACCAAAUCAGAUUCGAUCAAUGCAGAAAAAGAAGAAGGCUGGGACUUUUGUUAAGAAAGUCAAAGCAAAGACAAGGAGAAAGAUGCAUGAGCUUGAAAAUCCACUGGAGCAGGAUGAGUUUGCUGAUCUGUGGAAGGAAUGAAAUGUUAAUCUCCUAUUCUUCUAUAAGAAAACAGACUUACGAUGUACGUCCUGUUGUAUGCGUAUUGAAAUGGCAGAUUUUCAUUUACUGCCUAUGCUGUUUCGAAUAUUAUCUAUAUCCUUGGAUUAAGCUUAUAUAUGCAAGAUUGAUUUUAUUAUUUGCUUUUCAUUUGCUAUACUUUU
Fragaria vesca subsp. vesca is the source of this 1193-nucleotide messenger RNA. RefSeq names its product ribosome biogenesis protein BRX1 homolog. Gene Ontology annotation, cellular component: nucleolus. NCBI's taxonomy places the organism in Eukaryota, Viridiplantae, Streptophyta, Magnoliopsida, Rosales, Rosaceae. The coding region runs from base 64 to 1011 and encodes 315 amino acids. Gene Ontology annotation, biological process: ribosomal large subunit assembly; rRNA processing. Gene Ontology annotation, molecular function: rRNA binding. The record is from RefSeq and is a predicted model, not a curated record. The transcript has 9 exons.